Messenger RNA from Pecten maximus, 780 nucleotides. RefSeq lists its product as uncharacterized. The coding region runs from base 1 to 780 and encodes 259 amino acids. The record is from RefSeq and is a predicted model, not a curated record. Lineage: Eukaryota; Metazoa; Mollusca; Bivalvia; Pectinida; Pectinidae. The transcript is spliced from 2 exons.
AUGGCGGCGAAUUCUGUGUCACCUGGGUUUCAGAACGAGGCACUCCGAUACUUCCGGGCAUGGGUGAUAUUUGAUUCACUUGAAAAAGUUUUUCGUGAUCUCCAUGAAGACGUCAAGAACUUGAAAGUUCGGCUGGACGAUAUAGAGGAGUCUCAAACUUUUAUAAAUAGAAAAUUUGAGGAAACCCGGGUCUACCAUACGGAUCUCAGUAAAUUACACGAUGAUGUCAUUGAUUUAAAGUGUCGCUCUAUGAGAGAGAAUUUAUUAUUUUUUGGAAUCCCGGAGGAGGGGGGACCCGAUUUUGUCGACAGAUCUGAUCCUACGACAGGAAUUUCGGAACGUGUGCCCAAUGAGGACUGUAUUGAUAAACUGAAAACACUAGCGAGUCAGAAGCUGGACUUUACGGAGAACCUGCUUAUCGACAGGGCCCAUAGGAUAGGUCCAAAAACAACAGGGAAAGUGAGACCCAUCGUCGCCAAAUUUAACCAAUUCCAGCAAAAGGAACGAUUGAAAAAAAAAUCCAAUAAACUGAAAGGUUCAAAUAUUUAUAUCUCUGACCAAUACCCAAAGGAAGUACAGGAGGUGAGGAGGGAGCUAUGGCCGAUAUGGAAGAAGGCCCGUGACGACAAAAAGAGGGCAGUAUUUGUUAAAGACAAACUUUAUAUUGACGGUGUUUUGUACAAGUGUCCGGACCCGCCCGUUCCGUCCGCAAAUGUCCAGGCACCUGGCAACCCUAGGGGUGCCCCUAAAGGUGCACACACACGCAAACGUCACCCAUAG